Solenopsis invicta (red fire ant) is the source of this 5117-nucleotide messenger RNA. RefSeq names its product zinc finger CCCH domain-containing protein 13. The coding region runs from base 180 to 4394 and encodes 1404 amino acids. Gene Ontology annotation, molecular function: metal ion binding. Gene Ontology annotation, cellular component: RNA N6-methyladenosine methyltransferase complex. The record is from RefSeq and is a predicted model, not a curated record. The transcript is spliced from 10 exons. NCBI's taxonomy places the organism in Eukaryota, Metazoa, Arthropoda, Insecta, Hymenoptera, Formicidae.
CCACGGUUCGCGGUAAUCUUCCCCGGGCGUAGGGAAGGGAACGAAAUGCCUGUUCUCGCAAGUAUUCUGUGCCGAGAUCAUCGCCGAGUCGCCUGACGAUUUCGCACGGCACGUGAACGCCUGCAUAUUCGCAGUUAUGCGCUUCCAUUGUCAAAAUAUAAGUGCUUUAUGGUGAUAAUAUGUCAAAACCAAACAUAAGGAAGAUAACGGCUGACCCUACGAAAUGUAAUACAGACUCUUCACGACGGCCGAGUGUGUUUGAGAGGUUGGGCACCAAACCAGCGAUCACCGCCGCCGCCGCCGCUCAGAAUACAUCGGAUUACUGCAGAAAUUGGGCCCUCAACGGCAGUUGUUCCUACGGAAAGAGUUGCAAAUACGCAAAUACACACACAUUGAUAAGUCCAUCCAAGCGCGCUAAGAAAGAUAAUGCGAUCGCAAGUACAUCUGGGCUCAUUGAGGAUCCUUUCAAACGGCUCACAUCGAAGAUCGUGAAAAAGGCGUCCCACAGCCCGGACUUAAAUAUAGAAGAGUGGAAUCAGACGGAUCUAGAGUACGAAGACGAAAAGGUGUUGGAGAGACGGCGGCAAUUGUUACAACGGGAACUGGAAUUACAAAUGAAGAAGGAUAAAGAAGUACAUGGCAAGGAUAAAGUAAGGCAGAAGAAAAAAGCAAUGAGCUCCUCUUCUAGUUCGCGCACAUCCAGCACGUCUAGCAGUAGCAGCAGCUCCAGCAGCGAAGAUUCGUCUUCUACUUCUACUUCCGAUUCACACAAGAAAAUCAAAAAGAUCAAGACCAAGAGACACCAUAGUAUUUCCGCCGAUUAUAACGAGGAUAAAGAAAGAAAGAGAAAAUUGAAGCUCAAGAGACUAGGAACGAGAAACGAUAAAGCCAUCAACAAAAAGAAACGCAAACUCGAGAAUAGUUCCACAAAGAAGGAUCUUACCACGAGAUCAGUCAAGAAGUAUGGCACGACGUCUGUAUCCAGAAAGCAUUCCAGCUCGUUGCGCGCUCGAUCGCCUACUGUACAACAGGGUUCUACGAGCGGAGUCACAUCUGUGGCAGCCACAACGUUGGGCUCGCAGGUUUCUGUAGCGCAUCACGCGUCGUCCUCCAGCAAAAUCCGAGAAAGAAACAGGAGCGAUUCGCCGAAAGCGAUAAAGAGUAAUCGAGAAGUGGACAAGGAGGACAGCAGGCAUUACAAGAAGGUGCGUGACAUGGACGAGUGUUUGUCCAAGGACGCUGUCAAGUGCAAGUCAUUCGAUAAAAUCAAGGAACAACAGGAGAAAGAGAAGAAUCGCGCUGUUGACGAGAAGACCAAAGCAGACGAUCGAUUGCGAUCCAAGUGCAAAGACAAGGAUGUGCGUUCGCGUACGCCGCCGCCGCCGCCGUCGUCAUCGGAGCGCUCAUCCAAGUACCAGCACGUCAAGGAGAAUGCGUCGUCGAAGCCACAACGUAGCCGGACGCCAUCGAGGACGAGACGCGAUCUAACUCCGGCGAAGAAUCCUGAGAAGCAAGGCAACUCGUCGAAUCGCGUAAGAGACAUGGAGAAGAAGGAUCGCGACUCGCACAAAAGGGAUAAGAGCAAAGAACGAGAUGACGCGAGGAAGAACGAGCAGACGUCUUCCGGCAAAGCGAAACAGACUUCGGUGACUUCGAAUCAGGACGAGAAUUAUCGAAGGAGCAACACAACGAGCAAAGACAACUUCGAUGAGAAGAAUUACAGCGGCGACAAGGCGCGGCAGAAGAGCCGCGAGCGUCAGCGCGAGAAAGAGACGAGAGACGAGCGUCCCUCGAGGCUGACUCGCGAUCAGCGUCAAGAGCCCCAGCGUGACAAGGACAAGGACGAAUCUCAGGAGCGUUGUCGUAAUGAGAGGCAGCGCGAGCGGGAUCGCGAUCGAGAUCGGGAUCGAGAGAGAGAGCGCGAACGCGACCGGGAGAGGGAUAGAGAUCGCGAACGGGAACGGGAGCGCGAUCGCGAGCGGGAAAGAGAUCGGGAGAUACGUGAGCGGGAUCGCGAGCGGGACCGAGAGAGAGAGAAGUCUAUGAAGUCACGCGAGAGAGACGUGCCCGCUACGGUGAUUUCGCCCGUGGCGUUGAGUCUAUCGGCGGAUAAGGGUUCACGUUACAGCAGCAGAAUCAAGGAACGGCCUUUAGGUAAGGAUAUGUCGUUUGAGAAAGGCGGCGGCACUCGCGAGCGCAGCAGGAGCGAGCGCGAACGGGAACGAUCCGAAACGAAGGCUCUCGCCGACCGGGAACGGAACUCCACGCAGUCACGUCUGGACGGAAGGUACGAGAGAAGUGGCGUUGUUGAAAAAGACAACGUGUCGUCGAGUCGCGGCAAGUCGACCGUCAAUUCGCCCCGAGAUCGCAUGGAUCGUUUUCGGGAGACGUCUUUGGAUCGUGCGCCCUUGCACGACAAGGGCGGGCAUGUCGCGACGUCGUCGAGCGUUCAGUCAGCAGCGACGUUACCGCCCGUGCCGCCGGCGUCGUCUUCCUCAUCGGCAGCAGCCGUGACAUCCGCUCUACCAUCUCGCGAUCAUCUGAUAGACAUGGUGGAUGGUGGUCACUACGACAGGGACCGGCAUAGAAGGUUCGGUGUAAGAUACGAAAGGGGUCACACGUCGGAGCACAACAGUAGAAAGGACCAGGCGCGAAUUGAAUCGAAUCGCGUACCGAACAAGAUCGAUCGAAUAGUAGAUCGUCGAGACGCGAACAGUCCGCGACGCACCAUGGAAGUGGACAGGAACUUUGGUAGGAACUAUGGUAGACUUCCGGAGCACUGGGACGAGCAGGAGGAGACAGCUACACACGUCGAGUAUCGUGAUCACGUUCACAUUCACGAGGAUGACAGGAGAAAGACCGUCGAGGGCAGAAGGUACGACAGUCCCUUCGAGGAGAGACGCGUUGCUCGCGACGAGAGACCCAGAGAGUCGAGAUAUGUGAUCCAGACUACGGAACGAGCAUCUUUCGACGAUCAUCGUCAUCAUCAUCAUCAUCAUCGACAUCCUCCUCUCUAUCCUGGCGAUAAACUGAGAAGUGGUGCAGCCAAUAUUAGAGAUGAAACUGUUUCUAAUGACAAUUGGGAGGGACAUCAUCGUGAUGCGGAACAUGGUCGAGACCGUGGUUAUCAAACUGUCGAAUGGGAAGAAAGGGAAUGGCGCACUAGAACGGCGGCCUUGUGGGAAGGCAGAGAUAGUCUUCCUCGUUCAGAGAUACAUGAUGAGGAAUGGAAUUCUCGAUACGACAAUUCUAUGAACGAAUGGAAAUCUAACGAUGCGCGAAAAUGGGAUAAUCAGAACGCGCACGUUCGAUCACAUUACAGGAAUGAGCGCUCGAAGGACUUAGAGCACGGAGAAUCUACACAACACAAUAAAAGACGGUCGUAUAAUGCGCCGGAAGUGAGAGAAGAGCCGGCGAUACAUCCUUCUGCUAAGCAAGCUGCUAUUUACGGCAGCAUGAAAGAAGAACCUAUUAACAAGAAGUUGAUGGAACUCGCUGAAGGUAGAUUGUGCACAACUACUACUCGAGAAAAGUCUACGGAUAAUUUCCAAAAAAAGAAUUUGCAAAAGGAUAAAUCUGAAAUCAAAGAACCCGUCGUGGUGGAACCAAAGCGUUCCAUUGCCGACGAGUCUUUGCAAACACUUCAUACUGAGAGCGACUUGAGUGAUAUUAGCGAUGAUCCUGAUGAUAUAUUGAAUAUGGAAGAAGAUACCACAGAUAUGGAAGCUAAUAAAACACGGGCAAAUAAGAAAACACUGGAUGCUGCACAUCGCGAUGCACAAUCAACUGUACAGGAAUCGACACAGUUAUCUCCAAAAGAAUCUACUGAAGAAACUAUUUUCAAUUCAAAAUCUAAGGAUAAUGCUGAUGCUGUAUCAUUGAAGAAUAUGGAAGAUGAUAAUAUGGAGACUAUGGACUUUGAAGAAAUUUCUGAUGGCGAGCUAGAAGAGGACAUUAAAACAAGUGGCAAAGGAUUAGGUGAUGCCUUAGGAGUCGAUUGGGAAUCCCUCGUGAAGGAAACUCAAGCGAGAAGAAUUGCUCCGUCUAAUCAAGACUCCGCGGAGAAUCGAUGGCAGUGUAAAGCUAUCUUCUAUAGAAUCGGUAUAUCCAAGAAAUAUGCGGGUGAAGAUUUCGUGAAAAAGCUGCUAAAAAAAUAUGAGAAGAAUGAUCAUAAAGAAUUUUUACUAAAUGAUGUUGCACUAAUGCAUACAACGCUCGCGCGAAAUCGGUUACUUCAGGAUAUGGGUAAUGGCGCGAUGCAUACCGUAGAUGAUAUCUUGUAUAGAAAUAAUAAUGCGUGUUACGAUGAAGAUGUGGACUGCGAUCAGGAAACGUGGAAGCCAAGUACUGCCUUAUAUGAAGAAGCAAAAUGUUUAUUGCAGCAAGUAAUAUGAAAAAAUAAUUUGUAUAUAAAAUUACGAAUGGCCACUGUUUUCUUUAUAUUAUUAUAUAUCCAGAAUAUGGAAUAUGAUAUAAGCAGCAGUAUUUUACGAUAAUUUAAAUUAUUUUAUUAAAUGGAAUGUAUGUACAUUAUGUAUUGAUAGCCACUAUCAAAUUUAAAAACACAAGAUAGUUGAAGAAAAUCAAAGAAUCAUAAAUAUAUUAUUUUCAAUUUUCAAAAAGUUUUCAGAAAAUGAAACUUUGUAUAUUAACAAAAAAAUAGUAUACUGUUAUUUCAUUUUGCUGCGAAGUAUUACCCUCUUGCGCAGAUCGCGCUAUCUAUUUCACCCUCUGUAUAAAUAUACCCUGUUUCAUCAAUCUAUUACACAUUAUAACAGAUAUUGUUAUAACAGAUAUUGUCGUAUCACAAUUUAUACAUAUAAUUGACAUGUAGCUAAUAAUAGCUGUUAAAUAUAAUUUUUGUUUGAACAUUUGCAUUUUUACUUUGAUAAAGAUUUGAUUGUCAAUAAAUCUUCGCAUAUUUAAAAAAAAAUAUAUUAAAUAUAUAUUAUAUAUUACAAAUUUUGUAUUAUAUACAAUAUAGUUCAUGUGAAUUAAAGCACAGAACUAAGUAAUUAUGAAAAUAUAAUGUAGACGCAUUCUUUGUUGUAUUCUCAUAAUAUAUGUUUGUCAUGUACUCCAGAUAUCGAGUAAAGCAAUAAAUAUGAACGGUCAAA